This is a messenger RNA of Magnolia sinica, 1345 nucleotides long. Its product is annotated as scopoletin 8-hydroxylase-like. The record is from RefSeq and is a predicted model, not a curated record. NCBI's taxonomy places the organism in Eukaryota, Viridiplantae, Streptophyta, Magnoliopsida, Magnoliales, Magnoliaceae. The transcript has 3 exons. The coding region runs from base 46 to 1149 and encodes 367 amino acids.
CUUAUCAUUUCAUUUCUCUUUCUUAAGCUCUCUCCUCCAUCAUCCAUGGGUGCAACCUCUAUUACUUCCUCUCCAAAUACUGCAUUGGAUGAGGCCCACUUGUUUGAAUUCGUGGUCAAGGAUGGUAAUGGAGUCAAGGGUCUCGCCGACUCUGGCUUAUCCUCUGUUCCCCAACGUUACGUGCAACCUCCCCAAGAACGAAUCGAUAGGAAUGAUGUGAUCGAUGGAUCACCAUACCUAGGCAAGCCGAUUGACUUGUCAGGAUUGUAUGGGGAGAAGAAGGAUGAAACCAUUGAUGCUCUAUGUGGAGCAGCCCAAAGGCUUGGGUUCUUCCAAGUGGUGAACCAUGGAGUGGGACCAGAAGUGCUUGCACGUGCUAAGCAAGCUGCGCAUGCUUUCUUUGACCAAGCACCGGAGAGGAAAGCCAUUUACUUGAAAGGUGUGUCACCAUGCCGUAGGGUAGUCUAUGGGACGAGCUUUUCACCGGAGAAAGAAGAGUCAUUAGAGUGGAAGGAUUACUUGAGUAUGGUCUAUGUGAACGAUGAUGAGGCCAUGCAAUUUUGGCCACAGGAGUGCCGAGAUGCGGCCCUUGAAUACCUGAAGGCGGCCAACAAGAUGAGCCAUGAAAUUCUAAGCACCCUACUGAAGGGGCUUGGCGUAGACAUCGACAAGUCGGCCUUAAAUGGCUGCAUGGAAAGUAAGGUUGUGAACAUGAACUACUACCCACCGUGCCCGAGUCCUGAACUUACAAUUGGUGUUGGGAGGCAUUCCGAUUUGGCAGCCCUGACUGUCCUCUUACAAGAUGAUAUCGGAGGCCUCUUUGUUAAGGUGGAAAACAAGGGAUGGAUAGAGAUCCCACCGGUUGAAGGUGCACUUGUCAUCAAUGUGGGCGACACUUUGGAGAUAUUGAGCAAUGGAAGAUACAAGAGCGCGGAGCACCGGGUGAUGGCGAGCAGCACAAAGCCCCGAGUGUCAGUCCCAUUAUUUGUGACCCCACGGCCACACACCAUGAUCGGACCGCUGCCAGGGCUCCCAGAGAAGGAUGGAAAGGCUCUGUAUAGGCAGGUCGCGUAUGGAGAAUGCAUUGCUAAUUACUUCGGAGCAGGUCACCAAGGCAAAAAGACUCUGGACUUCGCCAAAUGCAGCUAAUUAAUGAAAAUCAGUUGAUACAUACCCAUGCAUAUAUACGAAUAAAUAAUGAGGUGAAGCUGCUCUUCACCAUUUCGGAAAGUAGGGCCACUGAGUUUCAUUAACCUCCACUUAUUUCUUCUUCUUCGUCUUUUUAAGUACGCAUACAAUGCUCAUGAAAUAAUAUUAAGAGUCCGAGUGCCGAGUUCUGCGUUUA